Messenger RNA from Pseudogymnoascus verrucosus, 1994 nucleotides. RefSeq lists its product as uncharacterized. The transcript is spliced from 4 exons. Bases 225 to 1952 code for a protein of 575 amino acids. The record is from RefSeq and is a predicted model, not a curated record. Lineage: Eukaryota; Fungi; Ascomycota; Leotiomycetes; Thelebolales; Thelebolaceae.
AGAUGGUGGACCAAUAGCUCAAAUAUAAUCAACAUAUGCACCACAUGGCUGUCAAUCUAAGGGAAUAUUGAGUCUAGCCAUUUGUAGAUGUAUCUCAGUCGGUUGGAUGAUGCCGAAAUCGCUCAUGCACCUCUCCAGGCAACCAGCAACACCAAAUGCCUCACUCAGUAUGACAUGCCUGUUGUUACACACAAUUCAGACUUUCAAGUCGGAAUUAAUCCAGCAUGGAUAAACUGAAUGACCUUCAGCGACUUCCGGUCUAUGUUUUCGAUGAGGUCCUGGAGCUGCUCCAUGCCGAUUCUGAGCUGGUAAGCUUGAGUCAAGUGAACAGAGAUAUGAACGAAAGGGUGACUCCUCUCAUAUACUCGCAUACAAUAAUCGACUUAAGCCCGCAUCUGAAUCUUAUCAAAGCGGAAGAUAUCGAAGAAGACGACGCAGAUAUGGACGUCCUGAUGAGCUAUAACUUGAUGAGUGGCCUUGCAAAUAAUUAUCGCCAGCAGUGCAGAUAUGUUCGAAAGUUGACUGUUAGAAAUGGGUAUACGAAAGCUAGUAACAAUGGCACCCGCUGGGGAGCUCCUGGUAAAGGCACUUACUUUGAUCCCAGCAGCCUUGCGAUAUAUUCGCCGUGGGUUCGGGCAAAUAUGAUAUUUGGGAUGGCACUACCCCGGAUGUCCAUGUUGUCUGAACUAGUAUGGACAGCCGAAAUGCCUCCUACCAACCAAUUCUUGAGGUGCUUGCCUCCAGCUCAGCUAAAAUCUUUGAUAUAUCGGUUUAGCAGCGACUUUUUCUAUCAUCUGAAAAUAGAAUGGCCUUCAGGAUUCACCCCGGGCCUAUGCGCAAUGAAGAGAUCUUCUCUUUCGUCUCUUGCAAUAACAGACAUCACAUCGCGGGAGACAACCGAAGAUGUGUCCAGCCUCCUCGUUGAUAAUAUGAAAAGUCUUAAAGAACUCAAACUGAGAUUUCUCGAAGAGUUCAACUUCGAGGACAAGCUCCUCAAUAUCGUCAAUCCGAUAAUUGAGCUACAGAGCCAACUGCGGCUUCACUCCUUACAUCUACGGAACGCCUUAUCUCCAGGAAUUCCAGGCUGGCUCGAAGGUUUUGACUUCACUUCUAUUCGGAGAUUUACCUUGUUGGAGGCAAAUACUAUUGGUACUUCCAAGUCGAAAAAGUUGUGGAAUAUCUUUCAGCGUAUCGGCCAACGCUUUGAAAGUCUCAUUACCAAUUGCGAAAACGAGGAAUUCAUUGAAUUCGUCGAGUCGUUCCAAGGACUGGAGCAGCUAAUUCUAUGUAAUCCCAUUAGGCCGAUCGACCAUUUCCCCAAAUUAAAUAAUCAUUUUGAGACGCUUAGAUGCCUCUUUUUACCUCAAUGCGAUCCGUGGAUAUUUCCCUCUGUAUUAAUCCUGGAGGUAAUGAGUAUAAUCUCGAGCUGCAAGCAGCUUGAACAGCUGUGUUUCACUUUAGAAUUCAAGGAUCAGGACAACAUAUUUGCCAUUCUUUCUGAUUUCCCGAACCUGAAGCAUUUAUUUUUCGAUCGACACGACGAUCUAAUGUGUGGAGAUGAUGUCAAACCUACUCCCGGCUCUACUGUGUUUAUAAAGGCGUUUUGCGACUUCUGCAAGAAUAACAGCACUGGGUCGACUUUAUUGAGCCGGCUUGAGCUAGUCGGCUAUUACCGAACUCUCUGGAGUAUAGACUCUAUUGGGCAAAUAGAUGCACAACGGGAAAGCAAUCAACUUAAGGAAAUUGAUGAAUCAGCACAACGGGCAAACGAUUCCGAGCCUCCAGGGAAGAUAGAUGAGGGCAACCCUAAUCUUGUACCUGUCCAGAUUGGCUGGGAUGACCACCUUGACGAUGAGAUGAUAUUAGCAGUUCAUACCUGGGUGGUGAAGUCGUCGUGGGAUGGUAUGGUUCAGUCAAGGAAAGAUCCGGAAUAUGUGAGACUAAAUGCGUAACUAUAUAUGUUAAAAAAUACUCACUUAUUUCCGCCCAUUGUC